This is a messenger RNA of Geodia barretti, 1029 nucleotides long. The record is from the annotation of a GenBank genome assembly. NCBI's taxonomy places the organism in Eukaryota, Metazoa, Porifera, Demospongiae, Tetractinellida, Geodiidae.
AUGGUCGCACUCUCGAUCCUCGACCUCUCGCCGAUCCCCGAAGGCGCGGAUGCGGCGCAGGCCUUCGGCAACACGGUGGAGCUCGCCCGCCAUGUCGAGCGCCUGGGUUUCCGCCGCUAUUGGCUGGCCGAGCAUCACAACAUGGCGGGUAUCGGCAGCGCCGCGACGGCGGUGCUGAUCGGUCACGUCGCGGGCGCAACCGCGACCAUCCGCGUCGGUGCCGGCGGUAUCAUGCUGCCGAACCACGCGCCGCUGGUCAUCGCCGAGCAGUUCGGCACCCUCGAAUCGCUCUAUCCGGGGCGCAUCGACCUCGGCAUCGGGCGCGCGCCGGGAACGGACCAGAUGACUUCGCACGCGCUCAGGCGCACGCUCACCGGCGACGUCAACGACUUUCCCCCGCGACGUGGUGGAGCUGCAAAGCUAUUUCCAGCCGACACCGCCGGGCAGGCGCGUGCGCGCGGUGCCGGGCGCCGGCCUCAACGUGCCGAUCUGGAUUCUUGGUUCCAGCCUCUUCGGCGCGCAGCUCGCGGCCGCGCUCGGGCUCCCCUACGCCUUCGCCUCGCACUUUGCGCCCGCGGCGCUGAUGCAGGCGAUCCAGGUCUAUCGCGAGCAGUUCCGCCCCUCGGAACAGUGCGCCGCGCCUUACGUGAUGGCGGGCUUCAACGUCUUCGCCGCCGACAGCGAGGAGGAGGCCGCCUAUGUGCGGAGCUCGGCCCAGCAAUCGGUGCUGAACCUGCAUCAGAACGCCCCCGGCCCCCUGCCCCGCCCGGUGCGCGGGUUCGAGGCCACCCUGGGUGCGCAGGAGCGCUCCAUUCUCGCACGCUGGUUCACCUGUUCGGCCUCGGGCACGCGGAGACGGUGGCAGAGCGGCUCGGGGCGUUUGCCGAGCAGACCGGCGUGGACGAGAUCAUGGUGACAUCGAACAUCCACGACCACGCCGCGCGGUUGCGCUCAUACGAGAUCACGGCCGAGGUCGGCGCCGCGUUGGCUGGCGGCUCGGCAGCGCAGGAGGCGGGGCAAGCGGGGUGA